Mizuhopecten yessoensis (Yesso scallop) is the source of this 1358-nucleotide messenger RNA. Its product is annotated as histidine N-alpha-methyltransferase-like. NCBI's taxonomy places the organism in Eukaryota, Metazoa, Mollusca, Bivalvia, Pectinida, Pectinidae. Gene Ontology annotation, molecular function: methyltransferase activity. The coding region runs from base 94 to 1059 and encodes 321 amino acids. The transcript is spliced from 11 exons. The record is from RefSeq and is a predicted model, not a curated record.
CCUGGAUACAGCAUUUUGGUUCCCAGACAGUGGUUCAUUCCGGCCACCACUUUCUCCUCCAAUAUUAAAUAAUGUAUUGUAUAGUAUCAGAAAAUGGCAGACCAUCUAAAACAGAGCUUAGUAGCAGGGCUGACAUCAAGUCCUAAGUACAUUCCCUCCUGGUACAACUACGACAAUGUCGGGUCGAAACUUCAGCAUGAAGGUUGCGAACUAAAUCAGGAUUACUAUUUGACAAGGAGUACUAUAUCUGUUCUGGAACACAGUGUACAGGAUAUCAUACUGAAUGUUCCAUACGACCUGACCUUGGUUGACCUCGGAAGCGGAAACUGUUCUAAAACUAAGAUCCUUAUAGAUGAGCUGCUGAAAAGGCAAACAGCGCUGACAUUUUAUCCGAUAGACAUUUCUGGAGAGUUUCUGUUGGAAGCAGUAAAGGAGUUGUCGGAAGAAUACGACGAUUCGCUUGUAGUCCAUCCUAUAGCUGCAGAUUACGUACAAGGAAUAGAUAAACUAAAACGUAUCGAAGGUGCUAAAUUGAUUUUGUGGAUUGGAAGCAUAAUUAACUUAUCGUAUGAUGACCAGGUGAACACGCUCAGGAUGAUCUCUACCAUCAUGACAGAUAAAUGUCGCCUAGUGUUCAGUGCUGACAUUACUCAAGACAGAAAGGCAAUCCUAAACGCCUACAAUGACAAAGAAGGGGUGAAACAACCGUUCUUCCAAUAUGCCAUUGCAAGGUUGAACAAAGAAGAAGGGAGUGAUAUCGACUUGGCGAGGUUUACGUAUGAGCUGGAUUUUAUAUCUGACAGCGACCCCCAGUACAUGAGCUAUCUGAGGGCCUACAUCCAGGCUAAGGAAACCUUACGGUACCCAAUACCUGGAUUAAAAACAGAUCUGGUGAUGGAAAAAGGAGAACGUCUUUAUUUUCACGAAGGCGCAGGAAUCAGCUGUAAAUAUACACUGGAACAGCUACGGAAUAUUGUGAAGAAAGCUGGACUCCGUCUAGAGGACACAUGGACUGAUGAACAGCAGCAUGCUGUUUUCUGUGGGUGUGCGACUGUAUAGUGAUGGCAAACAUGACACCGCCUGACGCAAUCUAAGAACAACUUAUAUAUAAAAUAUGGACGGUUUAACGUUAGCGUCUGAUUGGAUCAAAAUAAAUAUUAAUAUCCGGAGAAAAAAUAUGAAAUGGAUUUAACCGAUAUAUUUUUACAGAAGACAAAAGAGGUUUCUAGAGAAAAUAAAUAACAUAGCAGGGUUAUACAGCGGAUAAACUUUGGAACGGAUAAACGAAAUACUUCAGAUCUAAUCCUGUUACGCAUUUUUAUCCAAAACGAGUAUAUUAAACCCUGUAUAUAACUGUA